Molecule: messenger RNA, 2285 nt
Organism: Atta colombica
Lineage: Eukaryota; Metazoa; Arthropoda; Insecta; Hymenoptera; Formicidae
Gene: GLS
Product: glutaminase kidney isoform, mitochondrial
Exons: 14
Coding region: 75-1964 (629 amino acids)
Biological process (GO): L-glutamine catabolic process
Molecular function (GO): protein binding; glutaminase activity
Source: RefSeq, a predicted model, not a curated record
UGCCGAGACGCCGAGGGUCGUCUUUCGCUAGCGACAAUUCAUUGUCGCAGACAAAAUUACAACUGGUGAUAGUGAUGCAAGGUGUCAGGAUGCUGAAGCUCGUGAGAAUCGGAGAAAAUGGGCUCAGAAGAUUGCAUUGCACUAGCAGGAAACGUGCUGCUAUAUCAGCAUCCACGAGAUUUGAAAAAUCAAAAUACUUGAAUGCCACUGUUGGAGCUGCAGCGAAAUUAGAACAUUCUCAAAUACGCGAUUACAGCUUCAUUCAUGACAGCCACUAUAUGUACACUCGGGAUCAAGAUCAAGCAACAAAUGCCGAAGAUGUUUUAUUUGAUAUGUUCAAGAACGAGGAGACUAGUCUUAUAUCAGUGGGAGAGUUUUUAGCUGCUUUAAGGAUAACUGGCUUACGGAAGAAUGAUCCUCGACUUCAGGAGUUUACGGACAAUCUUAAGAAAGAGCACAUCAAGAAUAGCGAUCGCACUAAAGCUAUAUCACAUGAAACACAGAAGUUAGACAGAGAACAAUUCAGAAGAAUUAUAAAUCCCAAUAUUGUUCUGAUCUCGCGAGCAUUCAGGCACCAGUUCAUAAUUCCCGAUUGGUCAGGUUUUACGAAGCACAUCGAAGAUUUUUAUUGGAAAUGCAAAACGAAUAUCGAGGGCAAGGUCGCCUCUUAUAUACCGCAGUUAGCCAAAAUGAACCCAGAAUAUUGGGGCGUAUCUGUGUGCACCAUCGAUGGUCAGCGAUUUAGCAUUGGCGAUACCACAAUACCGUUCACCCUUCAAAGUUGCAGCAAACCUUUGACCUAUGCGAUAGCCUUGGACAGGCUGGGUCCAGAAGUGGUGCAUCAAUACGUUGGUCAAGAACCGUCCGGUAGAAAUUUUAAUGAGCUUGUACUCGAUUAUGGCAAGAAGCCACAUAAUCCAAUGAUUAACGCUGGCGCGAUAUUGAUCUGCUCACUUUUAAAAACAUUAGUCAAGCCGGAAAUGGGCUUGGCAGAAAAAUUCGAUUUCGCGAUGAAUUGUUUCAAGAGAUUGGCCGGUGGUGAGAAUCUUAGUUUUAACAACGCCAUUUUCCUGUCGGAGCGAGAGGCAGCUGACCGAAAUUACGCUUUAGGAUUUUACAUGAGGGAGCACAAAUGUUAUCCAGAAAAAACGAAUUUGCAGGAAGUUAUGGAUUUUUAUUUUCAGUGCUGUGCCAUGGAAGCAAAUUGCGAGACGAUGGCGGUAAUGGCAGCCACCUUAGCAAACGGAGGUAUUUGUCCAGUUACUGAGGAGAAGGUCCUAAAACCGGACAGUGUUCGUGAUGUUCUGAGUCUCAUGCACAGUUGCGGCAUGUACGACUAUAGUGGUCAAUUCGCGUUCAAAGUUGGCAUACCGGCGAAAUCCGGUGUAUCAGGAAGUCUUCUCGUGGUAAUUCCAAAUGUCAUGGGAAUUUGUACGUGGUCACCGCCUUUGGAUCCACUCGGCAAUUCCUGUCGUGGUGUGCAGUUCUGUGAAGAACUCGUGCGCGAAUUUAACUUUCACAGGUAUGACAAUUUGAAGCAUGCAACGAAUAAGAAAGAUCCUAGACGGCACAAAUACGAAACGAAAGGUCUCUCGAUCGUUAAUCUUCUGUUCAGUGCUGCCAGUGGUGAUGUCACAGCGAUGAGAAGACAUCGAUUGAGUGGGAUGGAUAUGACAUUGUCAGAUUACGAUGGCAGAACCGCGUUGCAUUUAGCCGCUAGCGAAGGUCAUCUAGAUUGCGUCGAGUUUCUAAUCGAGCAUUGCGGAGUCCCACAUGAUCCCAAGGAUAGAUGGGGUAAACGACCAGUCGACGAAGCUGAAACUUUCGGGCACAUGCAAGUGGUGGAAUAUUUGAACAACUACUCUCUCGUUCGUAAAACCGAGCUAGAGAACAAACAGGACGAAUGUAUCGAUAAUGACAACGAGUCAUGUCGUAAAUCACCGGAAACGGCAGUACAGUCGUGAAUAAUAAUAUAAGCGAUGAUGAAUUUACACAAAACUGGAGUGAAUCGAGGGUUAGGGUGGGAAUAUCAAGAACCUAUGUGAGAGCUAUUGAAUAGAGGAAGACGUGAGACAAUGUAUCGAUCGUAAUAAUAGCAAAAUGAGGUCGCAAACAAACCCUAUGGACAAUAAUGAGGAACAAUAAUUUUCUCAUUUUUUGGAUCUGUGACCUCGUUCUACUUCGCGCGAUAGAGUUAUCUCAGCAUUGAGCGGCACGCUCAGUGUCCGAUUAAGAAUUACUGUGAUUAACAUUAUGUCUUUUUUCCAUGAUUUAGUUUAAUAUUA